AUGUCCAAUGUUGAUAUAACCAACGAUGGCUUCAUCGGGCUUGACUACGACUCGAGAAACUAUAUCCAGCCUCAGUCAUGGCCCGUGGCGGUGGACCAUCAGAGCUCCCAUAGAACAGACGGAUCGCGAGACAUCUCUCCUCUGCAAACCAGCGGUCACGCUUAUGAACAGUCGGUAGCUCAGGAUCCCAACCUGAUGGUCGACUGGCACUUCCAACAGCUGCAACCCCACCUUCAGUACACUCAGGAGGAUCAUUCGUCGGCUCAGCAAUACACGACUUCAAGCUACGGAAUGCCCAUCCAUUCGUCUCCUGUGGAUGUCAUGGCUCCGCCCCAGGGCCAGAUAAGCUCCGGUCUUUUGGAAAGUUCUUAUAUGCCUCUGCCUGCGCCAGUCGACAUGGUCCCAUUUGGCUACCAGGAUCUCCAAACUGAGCUGAUGUCUUUCCCGGACGGCCUGCAAGAUUUGUCAUCUUACGCCGCACCACGCAACUUGAUAGGCAGCAGCUCCCCCACGGACACUUACUUGGAAGUACGGUCUUUGUCGAGCAGCGAUAACGGCUGGAGCGCCAUCGAACCCCGUCACUCUCACGAAUUCAUGUUCCCCGAUCAGGGCAUCUUCAUCAAUCCCACGCAGACGUUGCACGACCGGAGCCUUUCUGAGUCAUCGUACUCAACUUCCUACGGCAGUUUCGUUGACAUCUCCAAUCCAAUCAACUCGCCCACCUCUGAUCUUAACUUCGAGUCUGCCUUCAGCAUGCCGAGACGGGUCUCCUACGAUCACACUUCCCACGGCUCCCAAUCCCCUACUGCAGUCAGCCCCGUAGCAAUUGUGCGACCUAUUCCUGUUCCCUCCAAGAAGUCCACUUCGCCCACCAGGUCCGCUGGAUCACAGGCGUCGUCCUCAUCGCCGCCCAGUAGGAAACCGUCGCGCAAAAGCCCAAUCGCUGCGAAGACUGCGGAGACCAGGAUCCGCAAGCAAUCGCAAGCUGGAAAGCCCGAAGGCGAGAAACGUGUUGGAAAGCGAAAGGGCCCGCUCAAGCCGGAUCAGAGAAAGCAAGCCAGCGAAAUUCGCAAGUUGAGAGCAUGCCUGCGCUGCAAAUUCUUGAAAAAAACUUGUGAUAAAGGCGAGCCCUGUGCCGGUUGCCAACCCUCGCAUGCUAGAUUAUGGCAAGUUCCUUGCACAAGGAUUGACAUCAAGGAAAUCGGGUAUUUCAUGAAGGAUUGGAAAGCGGACUACGAGCGUCAUAUUACUCUCGGUUUUUCGGUUGGAAACAUCAAGGGUUUCUCAGAGCACGAAAGGACCUUGUUCAUCACCCAUGGUUAUGGUCAGAUUCUUCCCAUUAACGCCCGGGAGGUUUAUGUUCGGGAUGAUCAAUGCUUCAGUGUCGACUGGGUCGAAUCGAUGCACCGAGAACCCACUCAGCAUGAGGUGGAGACCGCCAAACUAUCUGCUGGUAUGGAGGGUAUCUCACAUGCCAUGUUGUCGGAUUAUCUCGACCGCCACAUUGAUGGCAAUGGCACUUUUGAGAAGUUCGUCGACGACUACUUCGAGGGCACGCCAUUCCUGACGCAGAUGCUCAAGACUGCCUUCCGGUACUACUUCCGUACCAAGCUACCUGUGAUCCGUAAAGCGUUGAAGCUCAUCAUCGCUUACAACCUGACUCUCCAUGUCACAAUGGUGGAGGGUAUAGGUGAAGAAGAUGGCUUCCUUGGCAAGAUUGAGGACCCAUCAUCGAAGUUCAAGGGCAAGAUCAUGGCGCCUGUCAUGAUCAAUUUCCAGAUCAAGUGCGCCAUGGCUAAUAUGUGGCGCGAGCUGCAGAAGGAUGUUCUUGAAGAGCUUUCGAGUCUUUACUCAAGCGUGUAUAGUGGAGAAAAACUAAAGAACUGGCCUACGAUCUUCAUUUUAGCAUGCAUUCUAUUGGCAGUGUGGGAGGAAAUGCAAUUCGACUGCCAUUACCGCACACCGGAUGCUGCCGCUGUGGACAAGUUCUGCAAUGAUAUGGAGAAUAUCCCUGUCGGGGUCAUCGUUGGCUUGUUCCAGGCAAUUUCGCAGAAACUCCCCGCUUUCACUGAUUGGGAAACACAAAAGCACCACCACUUGCUGUUUUCGAAUCCCGAUGUUUGCAACACCAUGACCGAGGUUCGCGAACAUGUAAAGCAAUACGAGAGCUAUCUGAGAAGCCGCUCGAAUUCGAAGUUCGACCGCAAUGACUUUGAUUGCUUGUCGAACAAAUUCAUUUCAAGACUUGUGGUCCGCGCAAAUUAA
Aspergillus viridinutans is the source of this 2265-nucleotide messenger RNA. Its product is annotated as Zn(II)2Cys6 transcription factor domain-containing protein. Bases 1 to 2265 code for a protein of 754 amino acids. Lineage: Eukaryota; Fungi; Ascomycota; Eurotiomycetes; Eurotiales; Aspergillaceae. Gene Ontology annotation, molecular function: DNA-binding transcription factor activity, RNA polymerase II-specific; zinc ion binding. The record is from RefSeq and is a predicted model, not a curated record. Gene Ontology annotation, biological process: regulation of DNA-templated transcription. The transcript has 4 exons.